Molecule: messenger RNA, 558 nt
Organism: Trichomycterus rosablanca
Lineage: Eukaryota; Metazoa; Chordata; Actinopteri; Siluriformes; Trichomycteridae
Gene: fgf4
Product: fibroblast growth factor 4
Exons: 3
Coding region: 1-558 (185 amino acids)
Biological process (GO): fibroblast growth factor receptor signaling pathway; positive regulation of cell population proliferation; positive regulation of protein phosphorylation
Cellular component (GO): cytoplasm
Molecular function (GO): fibroblast growth factor receptor binding; growth factor activity
Source: RefSeq, a predicted model, not a curated record
AUGAGUGUUCAAUCGACCCUCUUGCCGUUACUGGUGCUGGGGCUGAUGGCGAGCUCGGUGCGGUGCGCACCUCUGCCCCUGGAGCGACGCUGGGAGACUCUUUUCUCACGCACUUUAGCCCGAAUCCCCGGAGAGAAGCGAGAGGACAGUCGGGACAGUGAAUAUCUCAUGGGAAUUAAGAGACUGCGGCGCCUCUACUGCAACGUGGGCAUUGGGUUUCAUCUCGAAGUAUUACCCGAUGGUAGGAUUACUGGGGUGCACAACGAAAACCGUUACAGUCUUCUUGAGAUAUCUCCGGUCGAGCGCGGAGUCGUGACACUGUUUGGCGUCCGGAGCGGGCUAUUUGUGGCCAUGAACAGCAAGGGAAGGCUCUACGGAUCUACGCAGUACACCCAUGAGUGCAGAUUUAAAGAGACUCUCCUGGCAAACAACUACAACGCAUACGAGUCCACAUCAUACCCGGGAAUGUACAUCGGACUGAGCAGGACAGGCAAAACAAAAAAAGGAAAUCGUGUUUCACCAGCCAUGACGGUGACACAUUUCUUGCCCAGAAUCUAA